AUGAAAAUAGCAGAGUUUGAUUCAUUUGUUGCAAAGGGCUCGGAGAAAGUUCAAUUUAUAGGAAUAUGUGGAAUGGGAGGAUUAGGGAAAACUACUCUUGCAAAAGUUGUUUAUGAGAAAAUACACAAAGACUUUGAAGUUCAUUGCUUUCUUCAUAAUGUUAGAGAGUUAGCUGCAAAAGAUGGUGGUUUGAUAUUAUUGCAAAGAAAACUUCUUUCUCAUUGUCAUUCAAAAAAAACAAUUAGCAUCGAAGUAGGUGAUCAUGACGAAGGAAGGAAAUUGAUAAAAAGACUGUUAUGUAAUACAAGAGUUUUACUUGUCCUUGAUGAUGUGAGCGACAAAAGCCAUCUUGAGAAUUUGGCUGGAAAUCAAGAAUGGUUUGGCCAAGGGAGUAAAAUAAUAAUAACAACUAGAGAUCAUCGUCUAUUAUCGUUGCAUUAUGAUAGAGUUUCUCAACACAAGGUGAAAUUCUUAAGUCAUGCUGAGUCCUCUCAACUUUUUCUUCAAACAGCUUUUAAAGGAGAGCAGCCAAGCCAAGAUUAUUUAGAGCUUUCUAAAACUGUGAUUAAAUCUACUAAAGGCCUUCCUUUAGCACUCAAAGUAUUUGGUUCAUUUCUUUGUGGAAGAACUAUAUUAGAAUGGAAGGAUGCACUUAGGAAAGUUCCUCCAAAUGACAUUUUGAAGAUACUUAAAGUGAGCUUUGAUGGACUAGAAUAUAAUGAGAAGACAAUAUUUUUGGAUAUUGCUUGCUUUUUCAAUGGAAUGGCCAAGGAUGAUGUCAUAGAAAUUUUAAAAAAUUGUGAUCUUUACCCAACAAUUGGAAUUGCAGUUCUUAUUGAGAAAUCAUUGGUAACUGAAGAUGAAGGGCGUUUGAGGGUGCAUGACAUGCUUCAAGAAAUGGGUAAGGAAAUUGUUUUUUGUGAAUCACCAAAUGAUGUUGGAAAACGUAGUAGGAUAUGGUCCUUAGAGGAUGCUAAUCAUGUCCUCAAAAAUAAGAAGUCCCUAGAAUGUUUGAAGUUCAUUGAUUUGAGUCAUUCAACAUACUUGAUGAGAACACCAAAUUUUGAUGAAACUCCUAAUCUUCAAAGAUUGAUUCUUGAAGGGUGCACAAAGCUUGUUCAAGUUCACCACUCUCUUGGGCAACAUAAGAAUAUUGUCUUCAUUAAUUUGAAAGGUUGCAAAAGCAUUAAAACCCUUCCUAAAAAAUGUGAGAUGAAUUGCUUAGAGACAUUUAUUCUCUCUGGUUGUUCAAAAGUUAAAAAACUUCCUGAGUUUGGUGAAGGUAUGGAACGUUUAUCCAGGCUUGAUUUAGAGGAGACUGCUAUAUCCGUGCUACCUCAAUCAUUGAUCAAUUUGAUUGGUCUUACUAUAUUAAAUUUAAGGAAUUGCAAAAAUCUAGUUUGCCUUCCAUGUGAUUUUCAAAAAUUGAAAUCAAUAAAGAUUGUCAAUACUUUUGGUUGCUCAAAGUUAUCAAAGCUUCCAAAGAAUUUGAAUGAAAAUGAGGCUUUAGAAGAGCUUGAUUUGAGUGGAACUGCUAUAAAAGAAGUGCCUCCAUCCUUGAAUAAUCUAAAAGUAUUAUCUCUUAGUAGACUUAAGGGUUAUGAGCAAUCAAAGUCAUCAUCAUGGAAUUGUUGUUCCCUUCUUAGGUUUCAAAGGCCUUUAAGUUCAACAAAGUUAUUGUGGUCUCCUCCUCUUUCAAAUCUAUCAUAUUCUCUGGUCCAAUUACAUUUAGCUUAUUGCAAUCUUCAUGAUGCAUCACUAUCCAAUGAAAUUAGCAGGUUACCAUCAUUAACAACAUUAGAUCUAUGUGGAAAUAACUUUGUCGACUUUCCUUCUGACCUAAUUUGCAAUCUUGGAAAGCUUGAAUGCAUUACUCUUAAUGAUUGCCCAAAGCUUCAAUCUUUGCCUCGACUUCCCUCAAGCUUGUCAACUAUACUAGCAAGUGACUGUCUAUCAAUCAAACAUUAUGUAUGCUCACAGCAACUAUGGGAAUUCAUCGAAUCAUUUCAAUCUCAGUGUGACUUCUUUUUGCAACCUACUCGCAUGUUAACUGUUCCUGGUAGUGAAGUGCCAUCAUGGUUUCAUAAUCAACACUACUUUUGUCAGGAAGAUUUUCCUUUUGACAAUUCUGUGACAAAUGUGUCAUUUAUAAUAAACAUGCCUGACUCAUACUAUUCAAGUGAAUGGUGGGGCAUAGCUGUAUGCUUGGUGCUAGAAAAUGACUUGGAAUCUGCAAAUCUUGACGAUGAUGAUGAUAGCAGUGAUGAUGCUAUUUGGUGGACUUAUAGAUUUCCUAAUGGUAAAUAUUCAAAAUCAUAUCGUGGUUGUGGGAUAUAUCUCCAGUCUAAAUGUUGUCAUCAACUAUGUAUUAUCUACAUUUGUUGCUCUUCUUUUUUUGUGGACCAACUUCAAUUGGUAUUUUUCACUAACAACAAGGGUCAAAAGAAGUCUGUUCUUAGAAUAGGUAAGUGUGGUUGGCGUGUGUUAUGCAAAGAAGAUGUUGAGAGAUGGCAAAAUACAGGAGAUGAAGGAAAUAGUGUCAGCAAUAAUGAUCAGUUCAUUGUUGAAGAGGAUGAAUCUACCUCAGAUAUAGAGCCUAGCUCAUACUAA
Molecule: messenger RNA, 2610 nt
Organism: Prosopis cineraria
Lineage: Eukaryota; Viridiplantae; Streptophyta; Magnoliopsida; Fabales; Fabaceae
Product: disease resistance protein RPV1-like
Exons: 3
Coding region: 1-2610 (869 amino acids)
Biological process (GO): defense response
Molecular function (GO): ADP binding; protein binding
Source: RefSeq, a predicted model, not a curated record